This is a messenger RNA of Sardina pilchardus (European sardine), 2975 nucleotides long. It is a transcript of the gene cyp1a, whose product is annotated as cytochrome P450 1A1. The record is from RefSeq and is a predicted model, not a curated record. Bases 205 to 1767 code for a protein of 520 amino acids. Gene Ontology annotation, molecular function: oxidoreductase activity, acting on paired donors, with incorporation or reduction of molecular oxygen, reduced flavin or flavoprotein as one donor, and incorporation of one atom of oxygen; heme binding; steroid 17-alpha-monooxygenase activity. The transcript has 7 exons. Gene Ontology annotation, biological process: hormone biosynthetic process; progesterone metabolic process. Lineage: Eukaryota; Metazoa; Chordata; Actinopteri; Clupeiformes; Clupeidae.
GAGCCAAGAAGCGCUCUAUAAAAGAACUUGCUCUUCUAUCACUCAGAAGCUUUCUAGGAAAGCAACAAUUUGAAAUUUAGACCUGUAGUGGGACCGUACACUUACCGAAGGAGCUACACCUGUUCAGCGACAACACUGAUUUUGGGCAUAUACCAGUAUCAACAAAUACUCAGACAUAAAUCUUAGAGGAAGAAAAAAAAAAACAUGCCACUUCUGGUUUUGCCUCUGUUGGGGGCUUUGUCAGUCUCUGAGAGCCUUGUGGCCAUUACAACAGUGUGUUUGGUAUACCUGCUCUUGCAACUCCGCACAAAAAUCCCAGAAGGUCUCCGCCAGCUUCCGGGCCCCAGGCCCCUCCCGAUCAUCGGCAAUGUUAUGGAACUCGGCGGCAACCCUCACCUGAGCCUCAGCGCCAUGACCAAGCGCUAUGGCCACGUGUUCCAGAUCCAGAUCGGCAUGCGGCCCGUGGUGGUCCUCAGCGGCAUCGACAUGGUGCGGCAGGCGCUCAUCAAGAAGGGCGAGGACUUUGCCAGCCGUCCUGACCUCUACAGCUUCCAGUUCAUCAACGACGGCAAGAGCCUGGCCUUCAGCUCCGACCAGGCCGGGGUGUGGCGUGCCCGCCGCAAGCUGGCCAUGAGCGCCCUGCGCUCCUUCUCCACGCUGGAGGGCGAGAAUCCAGCCUACUCCUGCGUCCUGGAGGAACAGAUCAGCACGGAGGGCAUCUACCUGGUGGAGCGCCUGCAGACGGUGAUGGACGACAGCGGCAGCUUCGACCCCUUCCGCCACAUCGUGGUGUCAGUGGCCAAUGUCAUCUGCGGCAUGUGCUUUGGCCGGCGCUACAGCCACGACGACGACGAUCUGCUGAGCCUGGUCAACAUGAGCGACGAAUUCGGACAGGUGGUGGGAAGCGGGAACCCUGCUGACUUCAUUCCCUUCCUCCGUUUCCUGCCAAGCAGCUCCAUGAAGAAGUUCAUGGCCAUCAACGACCGCUUCACCAAGUUCAUACAGAAGAUUGUGGGGGAGCACUACGAGUCCUACGAUAAGAAUAACAUCCGCGACAUCACAGACUCACUCAUUGACCACUGCGAGGACAGGAAGCUGGAUGAAAACUCAAAUGAGCAAGUGUCGGAUGAGAAAAUUGUCAGCAUUGUCAACGACCUCUUCGGUGCCGGAUUUGACACCAUCAGCACAGCUCUGUCAUGGGCAGUUGUGUAUUUGGUGGCCUACCCAGACAUCCAGGAAAGACUUCACCAAGAAAUAAAGGAAACAGUUGGGAUGGAGAGAAACCCACAUCUGUCGGAGAGGUCCAGCCUCCCUCUUUUGGAAGCCUUCAUCCUUGAGCUGUUCCGUCACUCCUCCUUCCUACCUUUCACUAUCCCGCACUGUACCGCCAGAGACACAUCUCUCAAUGGAUACUUCAUCCCUAAAAACACGUGUGUGUUCAUCAACCAGUAUCAGGUCAACCACGACCCUGAGCUGUGGAAGGACCCUGAGGUCUUCAUGCCAGAGCGUUUCCUGUCUGCUGACGGCACGGAGGUGAACAAGUUGGAGGGCGAGAAGGUGCUGAUCUUCGGCGUGGGCAAGCGGCGCUGCAUCGGCGAGGCAAUCGGCCGUGCCGAGGUCUUCCUCUUCCUUGCCAUCCUCAUCCAGCGCCUGCAGUUCCACAAGAUACCCGGCCAAAAACUGGACAUGACCCCUGAGUACGGCCUCACCAUGAAACACAAACGGUGCCACCUGCGGGCCACCUUGCGCCCACGGGAGGAAAACUGAGCUCGCCCCAGAAUUUGCACCUAAAUAUUAUUUGUCUUUUCAGGCGGGUGCAAAUCACAAAUAUAAAAUCCAAUUUGCUUUCAUUUGCUGGUGUCCAGCCAAAGUAGCAAGUGGAAUAGUGUAACAGGGUACACUGUACUAUCUUUGAUAAAAGCAGUUUGUGCGUUAUCAGAGCGUUCUCAACGAGUUCGCUGCUGAUUGGACAGGGACAUGAGAUGAGGUAGACAUCUAAGAAGAUGUGAAUUAUAUGGGAGGGCUUUCUGUAAAGUACAAAAUGGAGAAACAAUGCUUUUCAUAGACUGAAAUAAUCCUUUGCUCAUCUAAUUAAUUGACAAUUCUGCAGAGGAAUUCUCCAUCUGAACCCAUAGCUACCUGGGAUCUAAUUUCUGCUCUUUUCUAAGCAAAUUCAGCUCAGGUCAAACAAUCCUACACUGUUUGAUAUAUAGCAGGGACACACAUAUCAGCUGCUUAUUAAAAGGGGUAAUUUUCAUUGGAAAGGAGGAACGUAUAUUGUAAAAUAAAUUGGACACAGAGCGGUAAAAAUGUUAUAAUGGCAGGUAAUGUGAUCCCACAACCCACCUUUUUAAAAUAUAUAUAUAAAUAUAGCCUAUAUAUUGUUAUAUUGGCAGAGGAAAUGCAACAAGUGCCUUUUUAUAAUGUAGCCUACAGAGGACCACACAUGCUGCUUGAAACAUCUUUGAUGUGUUGAAUUAGAAUUACAUCAAAUUAAGGCCAUCUGUAUAGGCUGUCAGUCCUCUAAAAAAUUCAGGUGGGUUUUAAAAGACUAAAGCUAUUUUGUAUACCGUGUAGGCUAGUCCUUUAAUGUGAUAUGUGUAUAUGAGUAUUUUGACUGUUGACUGUUAACUAGAUUUGAAUGUGCCUGAAAGGGUUUAUUUUGUAGUCCUAUGGCAAAUAUGCCAUUUGUUUUGUUAUUGCCUUUUACCCCACACAGAAUGUAUCCUAUUUGUUUAUCUGCUGUAUUCCCUGUUUGAGAGUGUAAAGAGUGAAACACUGUGCAUACAAUGAAGGAUUUGAUAAAAGACACUGAGCUGUGAAACUCUGAAGAACAUAACAACAACAAGCUAUUAAUUAUUCAUUAAUCCCGAUUUUGUACAUUCAAUGUUUGUGAAUACUUUUUCUCUUAAUGAAUUGGUGUUACUUGUUUGUGUAUUUAUAAAGAAAUAAAUAAAGAAACUGAGAAAAAAACA